Messenger RNA from Jaculus jaculus (lesser Egyptian jerboa), 1080 nucleotides. It is a transcript of the gene Bdkrb1, whose product is annotated as bradykinin receptor B1. The record is from RefSeq and is a predicted model, not a curated record. Gene Ontology annotation, molecular function: bradykinin receptor activity. The transcript has a single exon. The coding region runs from base 1 to 1056 and encodes 351 amino acids. Gene Ontology annotation, cellular component: membrane. Gene Ontology annotation, biological process: response to mechanical stimulus; neutrophil chemotaxis; immune response. NCBI's taxonomy places the organism in Eukaryota, Metazoa, Chordata, Mammalia, Rodentia, Dipodidae.
AUGGCGUCCCAGGCCCUCCUGGAGUUGCCCUCUUCCAACCAAAGCCAGCCGACUCUUCCCAAUGACACCUCCUGUGCCGAAACUCCUGAGGCCUGGGACCUGCUAUACAGGGUGCUGCCAGGUUUUGUCAUCACCAUCUGCUUCUUUGGCCUCUUGGGGAACCUUUUAGUCCUAUCCAUUUUUCUCCUGCCCCGGCGGCGCCUGAAUGUGGCUGAAAUCUACCUGGCUAACUUGGCAGCUUCUGAUCUGGUGUUUGUCCUGGGCCUGCCCUUCUGGGCAGAAAACAUUGGGAACAGGUUUGAUUGGCCCUUUGGAGCUGACCUCUGCCGCGUGGUCAGUGGGGUCAUCAAGGCCAAUUUGUUCAUCAGCAUCUUCCUGGUGGUGGCCAUCAGCCAAGACCGCUACAGGGUGCUGGUGCACCCCAUGGCCAGCAGGGGGUGCCGGCGGCGGAGGCAGGCCCAAGCCACCUGUGUGCUCAUCUGGGUGGCAGGGGCCCUCUUGAGUGUCCCCACAUUCCUGCUGCGCUCCGUCAAAGUUGUCCCGGAUCUGAACAUCUCUGCCUGCAUCUUGUGGUUCCCCCAUGAGGCCUGGCACUUCGCAAGGAUCGUGGAGUUGAAUGUGCUGUGCUUCCUCCUCCCUCUGGCAGCCAUCCUCUUCUUUAACUACCACAUCCUGGCCUCCGUGAGAAGGCGAGAGGAGGCCAGCAGGGCCAGAUGUGGAGGCCCCAAGGGUGGCAAGACUGCCGCGCUGAUCCUCACGCUGGUGGCCGCCUUCCUGGUCUGUUGGGCGCCCUACCACUUCUUCGCCUUCCUUGACUUCCUAGUUCAGGUGAGAGCCAUCCAAGACUGCUUCUGGAAGGAGGUCACCGACCUGGGCCUGCAGCUGGCCAAUUUCUUUGCUUUCAUCAACAGCUGCCUGAACCCAGUGAUUUAUGUCUUUGUGGGCCGGCUCUUCAGGACCAAGAUCUGGGAAGUUUAUAAACAGUGUUCGAGAAGUCCCACACCCGUGUCCUCAUCCCACAGGAAAGAACCCAUGCAGCUGUUCUGGAGGACUUGAAGCCACAAUGAGCCAAGAAGCUUG